Molecule: messenger RNA, 972 nt
Organism: Soboliphyme baturini
Lineage: Eukaryota; Metazoa; Nematoda; Enoplea; Dioctophymatida; Soboliphymatidae
Source: the annotation of a GenBank genome assembly
AUGCCAAACGUGCCAUUAGCCGGAGUGGUUGCGAAAAACGUUGUUCCGCCUGACCCGGUUCGAGUAGAAGUGGUCUGCGGCGACGAGCGUUGCAACAAUUAUGCUGCAAAACUGCCGUUUACUGGAGCGGAAGCAGGUGAUUCUUCGACGAUUCCGACGACGAUUGUUCGUCCUUUAGCUACGAGCGUCAAGUCGUCAUCCUCCUUUAGUCAGCAGCAAGUUCAGGUUCCGCCGAAGCGUAGCGUCGCUCAAGUGCACCCGAUUCAGUCGGCUCCCAGCAAGAAGGCGUCCGUGCCAACGAUGUUGCAAGAGUCGCCCCGCCCGCAGCCGGUCGGCGUUUGUUCGUUGCAUGAUCCCCGUCAUUAUUCUUCGGACGUGAGGGAUAAGUUGUCAUCCGGCAUGCGCCCCUUCAAACCGCCAGUGCCAAAGAAGCCUGGAAGCGUGUCGCUGCACCAGGACCUGUCGUCGCCUCUUGCCCCUUCGUAUCACUGGGAGACAACAACGAAGCAGUGCCAUACGACGACGGCGAAGACAACCGCUAUCGAAUGCGGUGAUCCGGCGGCAGGCGUUGGCACGGAGUCGAUUAGCAGCGACCAUCCGUCGCUGGUGGCGACAAAGUUCAUGAUCGACAAUGAUCAGAGGUACGGACGCGACAAUCUUUCAUCUAUGGGAUGCAAGGAUCGCAUUGGUGACACCGGAAACAAGGACGAUUUGUACGACACAGACGUGACGCUACUGCCGUCAGGACCUAUUUCUUAUUUAAAUGAGUUGCUGGAGAACUUGCUUAACAAAUGGCCUGCGGAAUCUUGUUAUUCUGGUCGACCGUCACUCAGCGGAUCGCGACGCACCGGUGAUGACAUCCAAUUUGGCGAUAUCAAGACCACAGGCGGAAUCUCAAGCGUCAAUACCGACCUGGACAAAGAGAAGGCAGGCGCUUUGAUUGCAAUUUCUUCUCGUUUGUCGUUUUCAUAG